Emiliania huxleyi CCMP1516 is the source of this 276-nucleotide messenger RNA. RefSeq lists its product as hypothetical. The record is from RefSeq and is a predicted model, not a curated record. The transcript has 2 exons. Lineage: Eukaryota; Haptophyta; Isochrysidales; Noelaerhabdaceae. The annotation marks the transcript as partial. Gene Ontology annotation, molecular function: chloride channel activity.
GCGGCGCGUGUCGAUGCCUCAAUCUCCGUCCUGGUCGACCUGACCGGCGCCAACGAGCGCAUCUUCAAGUCUCCGAUCCCGCUCCUCUACACGCGGCUGCUGUCGCGCUUCCUCACCGCGUUCCUGCUGCUGCUACCGCUCGCGCUCUGGCAGGCGAGCGGCGAGAGUCAGACAGAGCCCUUCUCGGUGCUGCCCCUCGAGGCGUUUUGCAACGGCGCCAUCGCCGCGACGUCGCAGGAGCUGCGUUCCCGGUCGGGUGACACGGAGUCGGAGUGA